Messenger RNA from Erigeron canadensis, 603 nucleotides. RefSeq lists its product as uncharacterized. Bases 1 to 603 code for a protein of 200 amino acids. NCBI's taxonomy places the organism in Eukaryota, Viridiplantae, Streptophyta, Magnoliopsida, Asterales, Asteraceae. The transcript has 5 exons. The record is from RefSeq and is a predicted model, not a curated record.
AUGGAAGGCAGGAAGGGACAUCAAAUUCAGGCGUGUGUCAGGAAUGAAUUAAUUCCAGACUUUGAAGAUCUUAUUAAGGAGGAUGGUGUUUAUGUUCUUCGUAAAUUUGGCAUGGGUGUUCAGGGUGAUUUAUAUCCUUUUGUAGGUCUAAAGAAGAAGAUCAACUUUUAUCGUUGUACCUCUGUGACUCCUGUUGAAGCAUUCAGUGGUGAUCCUUAUGGGUUUUACUUCUGGAAGUUUGAUGACAUUAACAAAGGCAAAGCUGCAGAAGUUAAAACAGUUGAUGUUGUGGGUAGGCUUGCUUGGUGUGGUGAUUUGGACAUAUGGACAACUAAAGCUAAAGAGACUAAAAGACUCAUAUUCGAUUUGCAGGACUUGGAGGGUAUUGUGCUUAAAUGUACUUUUUGGGGUGACUUUGCUGAUGAAUUUCAUAAAUAUGUGUCUUCUAAUACUCAAACUAAUGAGAUGGUGAUUGUCAUCCUACAACAUGUGAGGGUGAAACUGUGGAAUGAAAUGCUUGGUGUUCAGAAUGAUAAGUAUCGGAAACCAAACAAGUCCCAUCCUCCAAACGCGCAGCAUAAACAACAUGUCUGUUGCCCCUAA